AUGUCAUUAGCUAUUGAAUAAUCUAUUGAUUACUCAUAUAUUAGAUUACCAUUCGAAGUCAUUGUUAAAUGUAUGAAUAUUUAUAAAGUAUAAGAAUUUAAGAGCACAAGAAAAUAAUUAGAACAUGAUCUAACAAUUACCUUAAGUUAGAUUGCUCAUAUUAAUUCAUCAGAAAAGGCGGAUUUGGUAAUAGAAAGAAUUCGUUCAAUUUAGAAGGCAUUACAUGAAAAUUAGGAACAUGAAAAACAAUAUGUAGAAUCUUAUCUUUAAAGAUUAAAAUGUGAAGAAUGUGGAAAUGAAAUAAAGUUACAAAGAUCAUUAAUUGAUAAUCUAUUAAGAGAAGGAUAUUUCAAAACAGCAUAAAAAUUGAUAUAAUCUUAUUAAAUCCAAGUAUUAUAAAAAAAUAUUAUAAAAAGAAUCUAACAAGUUUUGAAUAAGAAAUUAUUAUAGAGGCUAAUACAAUAAUUAAAGAUUUGAAAAGUAAAUCUAUAAAAAAUGCAUUUAAAUGGUAUCAAUAGAAUUCUAGUAAAUUAAAAAAAUUGAAUAGUUCAUUUUAAAAUGAUUUAGUAUUCUAAUAGUAUAUUGAAUAUUUGAAAUAAGAUGCAAAUAUUGCAUUGAAUUAUAUAAGAGAUUAUCAAAUUUAUAUGAAUUAAGAGAGUAUAUAAAAAUGUAUGGGAUGUUUGUUAUUUAUAAAAUAAAAGACAAUGCCUCCUUAAUACUAAUAAUAUUUCGAUGAUAAAAGAUGGGAUUUAUUGAUUAGAUAAUUUAAAUAAGAAUUAUAUGAUGUUUAUUGUUUUCCAAAAGAAUCUCCUUUAUUAAGCUUUUUAAAAUGUGGAAUUACAACAUUAAAAACAUAAUAUUGUGAUUAAAUUGAUUAUUAAUAAGUGAAUAGAUGUCCUAUUUGUAAUAAAUAAAUGUAAGAAUUAUCAAAGGAUUUGUUGACAACAUAAAAGUUAGGAUCAACUUGGAUUUGUAGAAUAUCAGGAGAACUAAUGGAUGAAAAUAAUCCACCUAUGAUGUUACCAAAUAAUUAAGUUUAUAGUUAGAAAUCAUUAUUAUAAAUGAGUGAAUAAUAAAAUGGAUAGGUACAUUGUCUAGUAACGAAACAGACAUUUAAAAUAAGUGAAUGUGUUCGAGUGUUUUUAACUUGA
Paramecium pentaurelia is the source of this 1151-nucleotide messenger RNA. NCBI's taxonomy places the organism in Eukaryota, Ciliophora, Oligohymenophorea, Peniculida, Parameciidae. The record is from the annotation of a GenBank genome assembly.